UUUAGUUACGAAUAUGGCUGCAGCUAGGUUAUGCGUUGUCGCGCUUUUCUUGUGUAUUUACACUGAUGUGUGCUUAUCAUACUUACAUGACGAACCCAUAAUCGAAUGUGCGCAAACUUCUUUAGAAAUUAUACAUUUCAGUGAGUUGCUCAUGAAACAUGACGGAUUUCGCGGAACAAGUUUGAAAUUGUUGUCGGAUUAUGGAGGUCAAAUUAUCAACGUAUUAAAAUCUACACCAGGUCAAAACAAGUGGCUCUGGCAACACAACUUAUUUGCAAACACCGUUUCAGACGCCUUAUGCGUGACGGAUGGUUGUAUUAAAUAUGUUCGAGGUGACAAAAAAUCUAAGCUAAAGAAGGUUUUCGACGCCAUUGAAAUCAUCAAGGUAAACGUACACACCUAUCUAAGAGACCACAAGUGAGCGUUGGUUCAUUUGACAAAACAACACCGCCACCAAACGACCUUGUUGAUUUAAUUCAAGAAAAUAUAAAGAAAAUCGAAGCGGUCGUCGUACGCGACAAUAAACCGAGUAAUGUCGAUUCGUUGUACUUUAAGCCCGAAAAGAUAUUUUUGAAUCGUAUCGGGGAAUACGUUAACGAUUUUGUUUAUUUUAUUCAAAAUCAAAACGUUGGACUGACGUGGAAAUGUGAGGAAUUAGAGGACGAGUUGUCCAAAGCAUACAACAAGGCCGUGGACACAUGGAUAACAGAUAAUUACUCUGAACUUUUUGAAUACCAUAGACAGGUAACCUUCAUUAUAGUAUUGCCAAUGCUUAGAUACAUAAAUAAACACGUACAACUAUUUCUAAAUUGCGUUUCAAUAAAAUUUAAAAUUGAGAUUACUCUUCUUCAUUCAUCAAACUUUAAAAAAUUAUGGCAUCACUUUGAGGAAUUAUUUCAAGACUUUUUAAAAUUUUUGGUAUUGGACUAUUCACCAGAAUUAAAAGAGCUUUAUGAUGCUCUAAAAACGUAUAAAUCACGCAAACGUAAUAUGUCAAAAACUGUUCUAAAACCAUUGGGAACUUGCAUAUUUAGGGCAACAUGUAAUAUAAAUAAAAAUAAUAAUAAUAGAGGUAAAAAACUAGUAUAUGUAGACAGAAAACAAGGUAUUGACUAUACAUCUCACACAAAACCUAGUGAGUUAAGAAGAAAAAUUGAUGACAACUUUAAAAAUGCACAAAGAUAUGUUGUGGCUCUAAAAGAAAAAUUAAAUCAUGUUAAUUUUAGUAUAGUUGAUGAUUUUUUUGGAAGUAUGUUCCCAGAUGAAUAUAUUAGAGUUUUACGUAGGUUUUAAUACGUCAUAUAAUAUUCGUAUACAAGUAUAAGAAAAUAUAACUAGUAGUACUAACUACAAUAUUAACAUAACUAACAAUAUUUGAAAAUAUUACAAUUAUUGUAAGUGCACUUAAAUAACAGCUAUAUUAUUCAAUCUGCAAUAUAUAAAAAUGUAUUGUUUGUAAUGUAUUUAAAAAUUGUGAAUUAAAUUAUUAUAAUUUUGGAAAAAAUAAACAUAGGUAAUACGUUAUAUUUAUUAGUAAAUUGGAAUCUUUUGAGUUCAUGGUUUUGUCUUAUACUAUUUGCUUGCACACAAAAUAUAACGUGGGUUAUCCGACUAUGUUAUGACUUAUAUGCCAAAACGUUGACUUGGGUCCGAUCUCUAAAAGUGGCUCACUAAUGAGAAAAAAAUACAUACUAUUUAGUAUUAAUUACAUUGUGUAACGGUUAUGAUGGAAUGAUGGAAAACAGUAUUUUUUUCCGGCGUUUCUACGAUCUUCCGUUAACGGCGGCAGGGAGGUCCACAUAAAUUUAAAAUAUACAAAAAUAAAUAUAUAUAUUUUUUACCUAAGUUUGGCACCAUAUAAUAUAUAACCCUUCAGUUAACUAUAUUAUACAUAGUUUAAAUUUGUAUAGUAUUUAUUAUGCAUCAAAUAUUUUGUUUUGAGCAUCACCGUUUUAUUAGACCGUCAAAACUUCUAUCUCAAGAAAAUGUAAAAGAAAGUUGACCGAUUGACAGCAUAGUACUAUAUUAAAAUUGACUUGAUAUUAAAUUUCCAGUCAAAAGUACUACGAGUCAAGUUAACCACAACAUUUUGGGUUUUUCUAAUUAAGAGACUCUAAAAAAGUAUAAAUUUCUAUUAUACUAAAAUAUUACUAAUAUCUCUUUGAUUUUUGAUAUUAAUUCAAUAUUUUUAAAUUAAAAUCUUAAUGUCCUAACUUGGAGCUUUUGUUACAUUGUAAUUUACAUUUUAAGUAAGUGGUAACUCAACAUUCAGUAUCAGUUAGGGUCCGUAUAAAUUAUUAAACACUUAUAAAGAUACACGACAGACAACCUUUUAAGUUCAAAACUGCUUAGCACACUAAAGUCUUAAUUUUAUUUUUCAAAUUUUAUCCAUUUAAGAUCUUGAAAAUUCCUAGGUAGUAGGGUUUUCUUAGUCAGACCGUCUCCGUUAAUGGUUAAUGCGGUUAUCCAAUAGACUGCGGUGGCGGCGGCGGUUACAUGUAUGCUACAUCAACACGAUUGGCUUCCGAUCCGUACACCCAAGCGGUCAAAGGACGAGAUUCAUUUUCGGCUUGCACACGUAUAACUACAACGGUUCAAGCAACCGCAGCAGUCGUCCGCCUACGUGACCGCCGUCUAUUCUUCAGUUGGCGGGUUUGUGCACCACGUCAUGAACUAUAAUAUUCUGUUGUUCGGGUGCACGGCCUGCGUGUGUCUGACGACGGUGGCCCGCGGUCAGUACGGCGUGUCGUUUGCCAGCAACGAAGACGUCAACAGCACUGCCGCCGGCAACAGGAGCGGAAAGACCCUUUUCAAUUUGUUGGACAGUUCCGCAGGCCCUUACCAGGCAGCGGCUAACGGCGCUUGUCUGCAGGGCGAUAUGGUCGAAUGCUUUAAGGCUAAGGCGUUGUCCAGGUUCGACGAGUUUUUCGUCGAGGACGCAUACCGGCUUAACGACAACGUGCGUAUGAUCCACUUGCAACCCGAUCACAAUGAGUACUGGUCUUCUAGGACGUUGAAGCAUUCUAUAGGACAGCAGCCCAAAGACACCGAAUGGGACAGGCUGGUCAGGUUCACCAUGCACAAAACAGAAAUGUUCUUAAGGUCGACGGCCGUCGAAGUACAAGUGCCUGAUGAACUUACCGAAGGCGGCCGUUAUUCGCCAAGAUUCAUUGAUGACUCCGAGCUGGACGCCAUCGAAAACAAAAAGGCAAAAUUCAUAACCAAGAAAAAAGUAAAGAAAUUCUUGGUACCGCCGUUGAUCUUGCUCAAGCUGUUCAAAAUGAAGUUGCUGUUAUUCUUACCGCUCGUCCUUGGAUUGGCGCCGUUUAAGAAAAUCUUGGGAUUUUUGGCUUUCGUCGGGCCUGGUCUAAUCGGAUUGUUCAAGUCGUGCAAACCACACAUGCACCAUAACUACGGCAUGUUCGGACACAGUAGCUUUUUUUAAAGGGCCAACAGUGUGGACCCUCGGACACUAGCUCCGAUCUAAACGUCGCCCGAUAGUUUACCAUAGUAUAAAAAGCUCCAAACCGUUUUAAAGUCAUCGAGCCGUUUUGAGAAAUAAAACGCUUGUGCUAGGUAGGUUAAGAACUUGAACCCGUUUUGAAGUAUUUGAAAACGGUUUAAUCGCUUAAUUAUACACAUUAUAUAAACGUAGUGAAUAGGUAAAUAAUUAUUGUAUUAUAAAAAUCAUUGCUUAAUAGUAAUAACGUUUAGAGUGAAAUGCUUCAAACCGAGUUUAAAUUGUCCGUUUCGCAUCCCUUUCUCUAAUCUCUUUAUAUGUUGUAUAUAAAAUAUAUAAUAUAUCUUAUAUCUAUAUAUUCAGUUACUGCAAGACCAAUGUAGACACUAACUUUUUUUACUGAAAUAUUUGUACAAACUGACAUUGAGGAUUAUGAAUAAAGUUUCUUGUUAACAAGUUAUGCAACUAUAAAUGUGUAUGUAUACGUGUAAACUUCAACUGGCCGACUUAAUACUGUAGUCAACACUCAACAAUAAUACUGUUUGUUAUAUUUAAAUAUGUUAAAAAAAUUGAAGUAUUGUAUGUAACUGUUUUAUAAUUUUAUUAA
This is a messenger RNA of Adelges cooleyi (spruce gall adelgid), 4067 nucleotides long. RefSeq lists its product as uncharacterized. NCBI's taxonomy places the organism in Eukaryota, Metazoa, Arthropoda, Insecta, Hemiptera, Adelgidae. The coding region runs from base 2669 to 3445 and encodes 258 amino acids. The record is from RefSeq and is a predicted model, not a curated record. The transcript has 2 exons.